This is a messenger RNA of Acanthamoeba castellanii str. Neff, 390 nucleotides long. RefSeq lists its product as uncharacterized. The record is from RefSeq and is a predicted model, not a curated record. Lineage: Eukaryota; Discosea; Longamoebia; Acanthamoebidae. The transcript has 2 exons. The coding region runs from base 1 to 390 and encodes 129 amino acids.
AUGCCGGCGCUCCUGACGCUGGCGCUCCUGACGCCGACGCCGGCGCUCCCAACGCUGGCGCUCCUGAUGCCGGCGCUCCCGAUGCCGGCGCUCCCGACGCUCCUGACGCCAACACCGGCGCUCCCGACGCUGGCGCUCCCGAUGCCGGCGCUCCUGAUGCCGGCGCUCCUGCCGCCGACGCCAGCGCUCCCGAUGCCGACGCUCCUGACGCUGGCGCUCCCAACGCUGACGCCGGCGCUCCCGAUGCUGGCGCUCCCGAUGCUGGUGCUCCCGAUGCCGGCGCUCCUGAUGCUGGCGCUCCUGAUGCUGGCGCUCCCAACGCCGACGCCGGCGCUCCCGAUGCUGCUCCCAAUGCAGCUCCUAAGGGCGCCGCGGCUCCUCCAUUGCUGA